Molecule: messenger RNA, 1206 nt
Organism: Vigna umbellata (rice bean)
Lineage: Eukaryota; Viridiplantae; Streptophyta; Magnoliopsida; Fabales; Fabaceae
Source: RefSeq, a predicted model, not a curated record
UUCAUUCUAUUAUGAAGCUGGAAUAAGGGUUAGAGGUGAAAAUUUCGGUCUUUGAAAUUGACUCUUGGUUCUACAAGAGUUACAAGAAUGGCAUUGGCAUCUGUUCCAAAACUAGUGCUUGGAUCCAUUGCCUUUGCAAUCUUUUGGAUGCUAGCAGUUUUUCCUGCUGUGCCAUUCCUUCCCAUUGGGAGAACUGCAGGGUCCUUGUUAGGUGCAAUGCUCAUGGUCAUAUUCCAAGUUCUCAGUCCAGAUCAAGCAUACGAAGCAAUCGAUCUUCCAAUUCUCGGUCUUCUUUUCGGCACAAUGGUAGUCAGUGUUUACCUAGAAAGAGCUGACAUGUUUAAAUACAUAGGAAAAUUGCUUUCAUGGAAAAGUAAAGGAGCAAAGGACUUACUUUUUAGAAUCUGUGUGAUUUCUGCUGUCUCGAGUGCUCUUUUCACCAAUGACACUGCCUGUGUUGUUCUGACUGAAUUCAUAUUGAAAAUUGCAAAGCAACACAACCUCCCACCACACCCUUUACUGCUUGCACUUGCUACAAGUGCUAAUAUUGGCUCUGCAGCAACUCCGAUUGGCAACCCUCAAAAUCUUGUCAUAGCUGUUCAAGGUAAAAUAUCAUUCGGACAGUUUCUGAUUGGUGUUCUUCCAGCUAUGCUUGUAGGGGUUGUAGUGAAUGCUGUGAUUCUUAUGGUGAUGUAUUGGAGGGUGUUGUCUGUUCAAAAGGAUGAAGAAAAUCCAAUAGCAAAUCAUGCAGCAGAGGAAGAGGUCAAUUCUCAUCAGUUUUCUCCAGCCACAAUGUCUCAUUUUAACUCACUCAACUCUGAACAAUGGAAUGCACACAUGGAAAAUUUUAAUCUUCCAAGUUCCCCUCAUGGUCAGAAUCUGAGAAUUCGAUCGGUAGUGGGUGAUGGUGAAAUCGACAGGGUUCUCAGCAACACGUUAGAUUCCACAAGAAACUCUAAUGCAUCAAAGGAGGAGACAAAUGGUAUGACUUAUGAGACGCAUGAGGAAACCAGUCCUUCAAAAACUGAUGCCAAAAUGGUUAAACCAGUUGUGGAAACUGUGCUGAACAGUUUAGAAGUAAAGGAGCGUUUGGGUGUAAGAUGGAAAUAUAUAGUGUGGAAGUCGUGUGUUUACAUGAUCACAUUGGGAAUGUUGGUUGCCAUGCUUUUUGGUUUGAAUAUGUCAUGGACUGCUAUUUCAGCUGCU